CCCUCCUGGGCGGGCCGCUCAGGGUUAAAGGGGCGCCCGCGGGUCGCCGACGCACGGCCUCGGGAGACAAAGCGCCCUCUGCUCACCGCCCCCGAGCGGUUCCGGGCCAUGGCCGGUCUCACAACCAGAAGACAACUUGCAGGAGUCCGGUCUUUCCGAAUUCUACUUGGUUUCUGGGAAUCAAACUCAGGCUCCUGAGCACUGGCUACACACCGGGCACUCAAAUCCAGACAAAAAAGCCCUCCCCUUCUGGAGCAGGCGUGAAUGACCCAGAUGAAGAACAGAGAGGCUGACUAUGUGCCCCUGAGGUGACCCAGCCUGGAGACUGAGAGCCCACCUGGGAAGGUAUUGACCAGAGCUAGGGGACAGGAGCAGGCCUUGCGGCCAUGAAGCUAAAUGAGCGCAGCCUGGCCUUCUACGCGACCUGCGAUGCGCCGGUGGACAAUGCAGGCUUUCUGCACAAGCGCGGUGGGCGCGGGGCCAGCUCACACCGGCGCUGGUUCGUGCUCCGUGGCAACAUGCUCUUCUACUUCGAGGCAGAAUCUAGCCGCGAGCCGCUGGGUGUCAUCCUGCUUGAGGGCUGUACGGUGGAGCUGGUGGAUGCCCGGGAGGAGUUCGCCUUCGCCGUGCGCUUUGCGGGAGGCCAUUCCCGGCCUUAUGUGCUGGCUGCAGACAGCCAGGCAGCCCUGGAAGGCUGGGUGAAGGCACUGUCUCGGGCCAGCUUCCACUACCUGCGCUUGGUGGUGCGCGAGCUGGAACAGCAGCUGGCAGCCAUGCGCGAGGGAAGCCCGGCCAACGCCUUACCCACCAACCCGAGCCUGGUUUUGAACCGGAGACCCAAGGAGAACGGCCGGGCAGUGUGGAGCGCUCUGCCUGAGCAGCCGGCAGUAGCCCCCAAGCGGCCACCACUGCCACCCCGCCGCAGGGCCAGUGCGGCCAAAGGGCACUUGGCAUCCUUCGCCCAGCUGCACGAGCGAUAUGGACUAGAGGUGCAGGCCCUCAGAAACCAGUGGCGCAGAGGCCAGGCAGGCCUAGCUGGCCUAGCUAGCCUGGAGGUCCCCUGGCAUCCUGCUUCUGGUGAGACUCAGACCCAGGACCAGCCCUAAGGGACCCACUGGCUGUGAGGAAGCCUGAGUACAGGAGGCCCUAAAACGGCUUGGAUGCAAGCCAGGCUCCCAGGGGACAUAGGACAUGUAACUCAGGAGACAUGGGCCCCUGGGGUCAGAGGCACUUACUUCUGGGAAGAAUUUGGUACCUGAACCUGAAGGAGUUUCUAGAGCCCAAGGAGCUGGUUUCUAGAGAACUCUGCCCCAGGGCAGCCUGUGUGACCUUGACAGCCCUGAAGCUGGCCACAGGCCCUGAGGGCCCAGGGUUCACCUGGUGACCCGCCUCACACGGAUCUAAGGCUUGAACCUGGGAGCUGCUCUCUGAGCUGCUUCUGUGGGCCUAAAGCAGCCAGGAGAAGGUGGAGCUUGAACUGGAUAAGUUCCCAAGGCUCCUGGCCUGGAACCAGCUAAGGCAGGACUUUGCCCAGCUUUGCAGGCGGGCCUCACAGUUCUGCUUGGCCAGAAGCAGGGCCUCACCUGACCUGAGUCCUGGGCUGUGACCCAGCUUCCUCACAGGUUCACCUGGAGCAGACAGGCCUCCGACUGAGUCCAUGCCUGCAGGGGGAGAGUCCAGGCACUGUCCCUGGCCACCGCAGGUGACCAGUGGGCCUCCAUCCUGGGUCUACUACUUACUCACCACAGUGCUGGCUGCCUUCCAGAGUGUUGGGCGGGACAACCGGCCCCACCUGGGUCUUGUUUACAGUCCUCCUCAGUGCCCUGCUCUGGGGACAGGAGGACACUCACUCCAAUCACUGCAUCCUAUGGACAGAUAUCACCCUGGUCCCUUCCUCUCCUCUGUCUCCAGAGGUCCUGGGCUGGGGUUCCAUGGGUGCUUCUUGUCUGUCACCAGGGCCUCUUGGCUCCCUGCUGGCUCAGGGGCCAGGGCUUGGCUGUGGGUUUUUCUUUGAAAUACAGAGGAUACUGUCUUUCUUCCAUCAGUGAAGUUAAGUGUUCCAUUUUCAUCCUGGCCACUUUUGUUACUGUUGGCUGGCUGCAAGGGGUGGCAUUGUCCCCAGGGAGCCAGGCUCUAGCAGGAGACACACAGGCGCCUAGCCGACUUGGCCCUUACCUCGUUCUCUGUUUCCUGAGCUCAGCUGUCUGCACAGGUGGUGCCUCUGGGGACUUGGUCACUGUCUCCUCAACUCUCCCACUGUGGGCUCAGGACUUUCUGGAGUGGUGUAGCUGAAGGGCUAAGGUGUAGACUCUAGUCCAUGAUGGGUUUACAAACUCUAAAGGUACAGGGCAGGAGGUGUGGGGGGGCAAGGGUAGAGAUGCCCCCUUUCCCCAAAGCACAAGAUGAAGUCCAGCUGAUUCUGGGGCUAGGAGAGAUAUCAGCCACGGGCAGAGUACGAGGGCCAAAAUAAAACUGGUCAAGUAA
This is a messenger RNA of Mastomys coucha (southern multimammate mouse), 2484 nucleotides long. RefSeq names its product PH domain containing endocytic trafficking adaptor 1 (gene Pheta1). The transcript is spliced from 5 exons. The record is from RefSeq and is a predicted model, not a curated record. Gene Ontology annotation, biological process: endosome organization; receptor recycling; retrograde transport, endosome to Golgi. Gene Ontology annotation, cellular component: early endosome; recycling endosome; trans-Golgi network. NCBI's taxonomy places the organism in Eukaryota, Metazoa, Chordata, Mammalia, Rodentia, Muridae. The coding region runs from base 387 to 1106 and encodes 239 amino acids.